Messenger RNA from Paramisgurnus dabryanus, 4261 nucleotides. RefSeq names its product zinc finger protein 385A (gene znf385a). Gene Ontology annotation, molecular function: zinc ion binding; nucleic acid binding. Gene Ontology annotation, cellular component: nucleus. The record is from RefSeq and is a predicted model, not a curated record. NCBI's taxonomy places the organism in Eukaryota, Metazoa, Chordata, Actinopteri, Cypriniformes, Cobitidae.
CAAAAACAAGCAGGGAGAGAGAGAGUGAGUGAGAAAGAGAGACUGCAUGCAGCGCAGACACCGGCUUGACUGUGCUACUAAGGCAUUUCUUUAUGGUAUCUGAGAAAUGUUUCUAUUGAAGGGAAAUUUUUCAUCUGCUGUUUGCCACAGAGAAGCACUUUGCAUCCCGGUGUGUCUGCUGGAAAUUUGGCUCAUUCACUGACUAGGGCUCCGGCAUUCCCGACCCCCCCCCACCACCACUCAAUUGUCCUCCCCCCACGCUGCCCUCUGACUCACCUGAGAGAAGAUAACAGAGGACCCGCAGAUCCCUCCCCUCCGAAUUCUGCUCAUUCACCUGGAGAGAGAGGACAUAUGAGACACAGGAUGGACAACAGCUAUGCUCUCUCUCAUGCAGCACUGGCUGACUGACUCACUUCUGUUUUGGGAAGAGAAAAAGAGGAGCGCCGAGAAGAACUUGUGCUCUUCGGAAUUGGAAUUUAAAGAGAGACGGUCCUGAUCGCAGGAGCAAGGCUGUGCAGGAUGAUCAUAGGAAGCAUCAACCGAACGGGGGCCAUCCCUACAUUUCUGCGGACCCCUACAAUGAUCCAGCCUCAUCUGGAUAUGAAACCCUUCCUACAGUUUCCAAUGGAGACCCCUUCACCACACAGCGUUGGGCUUUUUCACAACUUCAACACGAUUGCACCAGGGGGGGCCACAAUCGCUCGGCCUACAUCUAACCGAGACAAUGCCCCUACUCUGAGUCUUGUCUGGCAUCCAACAUCGGACCCCAGACCAACCUGGCUAACACCCCAUCCCUUUAUCAUGGAUCCUGUUCAGAAGGCAGUGAUCAACCACACCUUUGGAGUGCCAUUGGUCAAGACCAAACGACCAGUCAUUUCCUGUAAUGUCUGCCAGAUCCGAUUUAACUCCGAGAGUCAGGCAGAAGCUCACUAUAAAGGGAACCGUCAUGCUCGGAGACUUAAAGGCAUCGAGACGUCCAAAAGCCGCCCACAAGAGAGUGACAAACCACCUCCCGGACCCGUCUCUUCUCCGUCACCUACAGGAUCUCUGCCGGCCGUAUCCUCGGACACGGAUCCCAGUAAAUCAGAUGAGAUGCAGUCAGCUUUACAGUUAAACGGACCUGCGGUGGCUUCGGGGCCGGUGGUUGUUUCUGCUCCCCCAUCCCCAGAUUCUCCAAACCCUUCUACCUGUCCCAUUCUUUCCACCCCUGCUACACCUCAACAACCCCCGGCCAGUUCCUCAUCCCCCGGCUGUGGCUCCACCAACUCGGAUCAAACAGGCAACGGUGCCCCUGGAGCAUCAUCAGUCACUCCCGGCAAUCCUGAGACUGAAGAGGACAAAGCCAAAAAGCUGCUUUACUGCUCACUGUGCAAAGUGGCCGUCAAUUCGCUCUCCCAGUUGGAGGCCCACAAUAAAGGCACUAAACACAAAACCAUCCUGGAAGCCCGGAGUGGACUGGGCCCUAUUAAGGCAUACCCACGGUUGGGUCCGAAGCCCAGCGGUGAGCAGGGAGGCGGGGCCACGGACCCCAAUACUCAGGAACGCACCUUCCACUGUGAGAUCUGCAAUGUGCGGGUCAACUCAGAACUGCAGCUCAAACAGCACAUAUCAAGUCGAAGGCACCGAGACGGAGUGGCAGGAAAGCCCAACCCUCUCCUAAGCCGACACAAGAAGCACAGGGGAGCUGACCUUGCGGAUCUCACCAAAGCGUUAGGCGCCGGCCUCCUGCCCAGUCCCCUAGCUGUUGCCGCGGCGAUGGCCGCUGCCGCUUCAUCCAACCAGCUUGCCCUCCGCGCCGGAGCUCCAGCCCCCCAUCCGCAUCAUCACCUCCUGCAAGGCCCACCCCUUAGCCACGCCAUCCUGAGACCAGCCCCCGGACCCAUCCGCACCUCGCACGGGCCGAUCCUCUUCUCUCCGUACUGACUCCACCCCCGACCCCCUUAGCCGACCACAGCCAGUCCGGAGCCUCACCUCCAAAAGCACACUGUGAAGAAUUCAAGAAAAUAAUAGCGAAACACCACAGCAAUGACAACAAUCGACUCACUGAAAAUAAAAUCAAUCAUAAAGAUGGUGAGGGCGGGUGUGAAAAGACCUCAGUAGGCAUUCCAACCCGAUUUCCAUCAUCCCAACCUGCCGGAUAGAGUGAUUCAUUCACUCAUGGAUGAUUGGACACAUGCAGGGAUUGUUGGAAUAGAGCAAUAUAUAAAUAAAUAAAUAAGCUUGAUGCAUUUGACAUCUUCGUUCAUUAUCUUAUCACAUUCUAUCUUCUACAAAAACUGUACUGUGAGCUGGCAGCAUUGUAGCCACACAUGCUGGAAAUGGGUUAGGUACGUGUGGGGUUGGGGUCUUAUAAGACCCCCCCCCAAAAAACAAAACAACAACAGACACAUACACACCAAGACUACAAUUAACUGUUUCAUCCUCUCUGUCCAUCUCAUUCAAUACACCAAGAUAAAAAAAGGUUUUGGUCUUCGCUGUAUUCAGCUCAUGCCCCGUCUGGCUUUAGCUUUGGAGAUGCCCAAAGCGUCUUGAUGCCUUCAAGAGCAAAACAAACUGCAAUUUCUAAUGCAGUUUAACCAGUUGCUAUGUCAUGAGCAGGGGAUUAUGGGUAAACAUGAGAAAAGAAGUCUAAUAAUGCCCAACUCUUUCCUUAUGCUGGUAGUGUGUAGAAGCAUCUUGACCAAAUUUACCUUUUAGAUGCAUUGUCAAAAAGAUUCCUCCGAUCAGUUGCAUCUUUUAAGGAGUAAAAAGAUGCCAGAGAAACCACAUAGCUGUAUGUCACCUCACUGAAAACCUCCAUACCCCUCUUAGAUCUUAGAUAUAAGAUCAGUUUAUGUCUAUCUAUUCUGGUAUGUAGCGUACAGUAGUUUAGUUCAGAACCUCCAAACUGAUAGGAAAUAUUCAUAAAGGAAAAAUCUAGAGAAUGAUGUAACUGUUAGCAAAAGCUGAAAAGACAGACGGGUAGACUUUGAUACUCAGAGAAAGGCAACAAACCUAAGCACACACUUGGACUCACACACAUGUACAAUAAAUGCUCUAUGGUUUAUGUAUUUCUGUGAAGAAAGGACAUUAUGCAACCCCGAGUGAAGAGUUUCUGACAAGCAAUACGGCCCUCUUCUCAUUUUCUGCACGAUUUUUAUGUUCAGUCUCACAAGACAUCAAGGACUGACGGCACAUGUCAGCCUCUCCAACAAGACGAACGGUUUAGUUAAAUAAAAGUGAUUAUGGAGUUAAGAUGUGGGCUGACACAGUGGCAGAAGUGAGGACGCGAGGUCACGGCGGACAUGACUGUGCAAUUUCCCUCUUCUUGGUAUUCCUGUUGUGAAUCUAAAGCCAUGCAAUGCAUAUGAUUUCUUGUUUUGUUAUGAUGGAUUACUGCUAUUGUUUUAUUGUAUUUUGAUUCGUUUUCAUAGCACACUGUUACGUUGAACAAAUGUUGUUAUGGAAAUUCUAAACUAAACAAAAAACGGGAAUAUUUUUCUAUGGAAGAUUGCAAAUGUGCACUUGGGUGGGAUCGGAUUAAACAUGGACACAUCGUACGCAUCCGGGAGAUGAACCCUUCCAUUGACAAGAAAAGUGCAUCGUCUUACUGUACUUUGGAUAUUGCAAUGCAAUAAGAAAUCGAAUUGUGUCAUUUGUUGUAGAUUAGCGUACAACUACUGUACCGGGUUUUAUCAAUGGGUAUUUACUCCUGCAGAUAGGCCUUCAUGUUCUUCCACAGAAAUAAAUAUAAGCCUUUACAGUACAAAGGGUGGGAGUUUAAAGCAAGAAUGGGCCACUCAAGGGACGGGCUCUUCAUAUUAAAGGGUCUUAUCAAUGUCUGAGUGGGUGACAGGGUAUAAGUCAGCCAUAGCCUUUACGUACCUGUAUGUAGAUUAGUUUCACUUUGUUUAUUUGUGGCAUUGUUUGCGUGUGAGAAACAGGUUUCGUACGUCAUCAUGAUAAUGCCAUUACUUCGUGCUAGCUGCGGUUAGCAUCCACCAUUGUGCUUUGAUGGAAUUACCUCUGUUUGGAGAUGUAUUUUGUUUUUUAUUAGUUAUUGAGGCACUAAUAUGAGUGCUGUUGUUCAUGUCAGUGUGUAUCGUGUAGUGUUGUGUGCGUUCAGACAGGACCCGGUGGGGAAAAAAAGAUUUGAUAGCCUGGGGCGAGCCAUAUUUGUAAAUAUGGAAUUGGUGGGAUAGUUCACCCAAAAAUGAAAAUUCUGUCACCAUUUACUCUAAAGCAAUAUAUUCAGGUGAUGUGAGAUGUGCAGUUUAAGUGG